Molecule: messenger RNA, 1487 nt
Organism: Diuraphis noxia (Russian wheat aphid)
Lineage: Eukaryota; Metazoa; Arthropoda; Insecta; Hemiptera; Aphididae
Gene: Pex2
Product: peroxisomal biogenesis factor 2
Biological process (GO): protein import into peroxisome matrix
Cellular component (GO): peroxisomal membrane
Molecular function (GO): zinc ion binding
Source: RefSeq, a predicted model, not a curated record
AAAACGAUAAUGUUCGUGUGGAAUAUAAUAUAUUAUGACAAUAUUAUGUUAUAGUUGGUGCUUAUUAAAAUAUAAUAUUUAUCACGGACGUGAUAUUUAUGCACAGACUUCUAUACCAGAAGUCUGUGUAUUUAUGUAUUAUGAAUUUAUGAUGUAUUGCCCUCAUAGAGUAAUAUUGAAUCUAUUCUGUGAUAUUACCUUAUGAUUGCCCAUCUCCAUCAUUUAUAUAAAUAUCAUAUUAUCAUGAUGUUAUAUCAUGCAUUCAUGCUUAUUAUCACAUUCACAGUACAUAAAAUAGAUUCAACUUAUUCUGUGAUUAUAUAAUAUGUAAAUUAUAGUUGCUAUACUUUUAUUGUAUGCUAUUAGUGCUAUUGCAUAAAAUUAACACUAUUAAAGUUAAAAGUAUUAAAUAUUGACUAUUAUUCCUUAUCCUUAUACUAUGGAAUCUGGAUGGACACAUGGGUAUUUGAAGACUUACAUCAGUUAACUGCGAUUUGGAUAUCAAGAUAUACUGGUCAAUGUUAUUCAAUAGUAGCAGUUUAUUUGGUGUCCACUUUUGAAAGAGUUGACACUUAACUUAAAUCCUCAGGUUCUGAUUGUGGUCUGUCAUAUAUUGAUUUCGGUCCACUCAAAGUCAAAGCUGUCAUAAUGGUACCUCGCGUGACUCUGCUAGACGCUCACGUACUCGAUGAUCACAUUUUCAAAAUAUUUAUUGGCCAGACCUUAAAGAUUUUUAAAUACUUACCGUCGUGGAUUUUAAACAAUUGUGAGUUGGAAAUAAAUGGAAUAUUACAAUUCUUAAUAACAUAUUAUUCUGUGACAAAAUCAAAAGCAACAUUUGGUCAACAAAUGCUUGGCAUUAGAUUUAAACCAGAUCAGCUAACUGACAUAAAGUUAGUUCUAUUUCAAUUGUUUACAGUCGGAGCAGAGUAUAUACAAUCAAAAGUAGAAAGUCCUUCGAACAAUUUUAUAAGCAAUAUUUCUAACCUACAAUUAAUUGUUGAUGUUUUGAAAGCAGCUUCUUUCUUGAAUUUCCUGUUAUUCUUAAAACAAGGCAAGUAUCCGACAUUGACUCAAAGAUUUUUAAGUCUAUCACAAGAGCCAACCCGUAAAAGAAGUAUUGAAUACACUCAUAUGACAAGAGAACUGCUAUGGCAUGGUUUUUCAGAGCUGUUGUUAUUCACAUUACCUCUGAUCAAUUAUCAGUCUUUAAAACAUAAAAUAUCCAGAGUAAUGCAUUUCACACCACGCAAAAGAGAUUUCAAAGAAAGACAGCCGCUUAUGUUUCCUGUGUCAGUGUGCAGUAUUUGUCAAGAGAGGCCUGUAUUACCGCAUCACCUUAAAUGCUCCCAUGUUUUUUGUUACUACUGUAUAAGUACAAAAAGAAUGGUCGAUGAAAAAUUUGAAUGUCCUGAGUGUCAUCAUUUUGAACCUAAUGUAAUACCUGUGAUACUGAUCAAUAAAGUUAAUAUUAAUUUAUAAUAAUU